Cooperia oncophora is the source of this 876-nucleotide messenger RNA. The record is from the annotation of a GenBank genome assembly. NCBI's taxonomy places the organism in Eukaryota, Metazoa, Nematoda, Chromadorea, Rhabditida, Trichostrongylidae.
AUGCUAUUGUGUGUAAUUUUAACCCUUAUUUACAUCGUAGCUUGUGGACACGGUUUGAAGACAGAAACCACGGAAGUAUGGGCAGGAGACGGUCCCCAUGGUCGUUCAGAUCGAUCAGUCAAAGAAAACCCGUUCUCUUGGACUAUGCGGGUGAGAGCCGUGAAUCAAGAACGUCAUAUUGUGUACACUAAAAAAGACGCCUCACUGGAGGAGAUCCUUCCGGAGAAGAAGGACACAGGAGAGGGAGAAGCGCCAAGCGAAAAUGAUUUUAUCGUUGCCAAACUGCUUGCGCCAAUUAGUGCCACGAAAAGCUCGACUGAUGACACCAUUGAAGCAUCCGCUUCUGACGUUGAUGACGAGGAUUAUGCAAAAUCCUCAACUGUGAUCGGAGCGGAAGUCACAGUCAAUGCAACAGAAGGACCCGAAGAAGCAUCUGGAACCACGCCAGAAGAAAUGAUUAUGGCUGAACUCUUAGACACAUCUGGAAGAGUAGGACCAAUAACAGAUGAUCUUCCGACCGCCACAGCCACUGCCACAUCCGGACGUGGAGCACGACGAAUCGACACCGGUUUGCUCGAAAAGGAGCUUAUGAUCAGAACACCGAACGUGGAUCUUGUAGAUCUUCGCAAAAAACUCAAUGAUAGUGCACACCUGGAGGAGAUGAAAGGCGAUAAUCAUCGGGAUUAUGGCAGCAGUUACAUUCUGCCCGUUCUGCUGAGCGUUGACUAUGAUAACAACACGGUGCCGACGGCAUUUUCAGAUAUCCCCGUCUUGGUCUCUGUCCAGAUGAACAUUCUCUAUUUGGCAAACUUCGACAGCGAGCUCAUGGAAUAUUCGAUUGAUGUGGAAUUGGAGAUGAGUUGGUAUGACUUGAGG